This is a messenger RNA of Scedosporium apiospermum, 351 nucleotides long. RefSeq lists its product as uncharacterized. NCBI's taxonomy places the organism in Eukaryota, Fungi, Ascomycota, Sordariomycetes, Microascales, Microascaceae. The record is from RefSeq and is a predicted model, not a curated record. Bases 1 to 351 code for a protein of 116 amino acids. Gene Ontology annotation, cellular component: cytoplasm; prefoldin complex. Gene Ontology annotation, molecular function: protein folding chaperone. Gene Ontology annotation, biological process: protein folding. The transcript has 4 exons.
AUGUCAUCGCAAACAGUGUCGGCCAAGAAGCAGCAAGGCAGCCAGUACAACAACUACAAGAACAGUCUCCAACAAAUAGCACAGAAGAUUGGAGAAAUUGAGCAAGAGUCAGAAGAGCACAAGCUUGUCUUGGAUACCUUGACACCUCUGGAUGGACAGAGAAAGUGCUUCCGGCUGAUUAACGGGGUGCUGGUUGAGAAGACAGUUGAGGAUGUCAUCCCUUUACUUAAAACCAAUGCGGAGGGACUAAAGAAGGUCCUCGAAGACUUGGUGAAGACGUACAAGGCAAAGGAAGGCGAGCUCGAGAAAUGGAAGAAGAAGAACAAUAUCCAAGUAGUACAAACAGCAUGA